This is a messenger RNA of Darwinula stevensoni, 1056 nucleotides long. NCBI's taxonomy places the organism in Eukaryota, Metazoa, Arthropoda, Ostracoda, Podocopida, Darwinulidae. The record is from the annotation of a GenBank genome assembly.
CCAGGUGAAGCAAUCCUGAGUCCUACAAUGCUGGCAAAGUGCUAUUUUGGUGUCCAUGAGAUCCCCUUGGCAAAUGUGGAGCCCAGCCCCGCCGCUUCGAGGUCAUUCUCACAAGACAUCAAAGGCAUCCUCAAAAGAAAGUUAUCCUCAGGAGAGGAUAUGGGGGACAGGUUCCUAUUGUCAUCGCGUCUCACAUUCAUUCCCGCCAACAGGCAUGCAUACCAUUAUGAAGUGGUAGCUGACCAACAUGUCCUAAUGGCACGGAAGGAGCUCCAUGAGGAGGCAGAAAAUGGGAAGGACAGCUGUGUAUGUGCUUUCUACAUGGGAGUCGACGAAGUGGAGAAAAGGAUCCUGGCCCUCCACAACGCCAAGCUUGAAGGAGUUCCCUAUGAUGUACUUGAUGUUGAAAACCUGGAACAUGUGAAGAGUGGGAGCGACUUCAAAAAUCUGGAGAAGAAACUGGAAGAAGUCAUCCAAAAAAAGCAGCUCCNAAUCUGGAGAAGAAACUGGAAGAAGUCAUCCAAAAAAAGCAGCUCCUGCAAUCUUUCAUCAGGUGUCACCUUAUCAUCGCAACAUGCUGGAAUGAGUGAGGAGGAAGUGAUGGCGACAUACCGUGAUGUCACAGAUGAAGCAUUCCAGCCAUUCAUGACUCUGGAGGACCUCGAGAAAUCUGGUGAAUGGAAGGCCUACAUUCGUUUAUGCAUUGAUGGGGAGGUCACUGAAAGAUCACAAAGAGUAAAAGGUGCUGAUGUGAAGAUUCUCUUGGGAGACCAAUUGCAAAUUCCUGACAGUUCAUUCCAUGAACCUCUUGUUGGAGCAGUCUUUUUCGCCCAGACUGCAGAAGAAGCCGAAAGAUGUCUUUUGGGACUCCAUGCUCACCAAUGCAGGUUCCAAGGGGAAAAGUUUAUACCAACUGCUUUUCUGGUGGACAGUGAAUCAGAAGCUGGCCAAAUAAAAGAGAGGAUGAAGAGUAUGAAUGUCAAGACUGACACUCUAGUUCUCCUCGGGAGAGCAAGUGAAGGUAACCCCAUUGGGAAUUUAUUGGAAGUCAUUUGA